GCUGGAAUCCCUCAAAUAACCUUUAAAGAUGAAGGCAGCAGAUGAGCCUGCCUACCUGACAGUGGGAACCGAUGUCAGUGCCAAGUACCGUGGUGCCUUCUGUGAGGCAAAGAUCAAGACGGUGAAAAGGCUCGUGAAAGUCAAGGUGGUCCUGAAGGGAGAUAACUCAACUCAGUUAGUGCAGGAUGACCAAGUGAAAGGGCCUCUAAGAGUUGGUGCAAUGGUUGAAACCAAAAUGCCCGAUGGUUCCUUUCAGGAAGCUGUUAUCAGCAAGUUGACGGACGCUAGCUGGUAUACUGUAGUUUUUGACGAUGGUGAUGAAAGGACCUUGAGACGAACUUCAUUAUGCUUGAAGGGAGAAAGGCACUUCGCAGAAAGUGAGACGCUCGAUCAACUGCCACUAACCAAUCCAGAGCACUUUGGAACUCCAGUUAUUGGGAAGAAAUCCAAUAGAGGAAGAAGAUCUUCUCUUCCUGUUACUGAAGAUGAAAAGGAAGAAGAAAGUAGUGAAGAGGAGGAUGAAGAUAAAAGACGUCUGAAUGAUGAAUUGCUUGGCAAAGUUGUGAGCGUGGCCUGUAAUGCUGAGAAAUCAGACUGGUAUCCAGCUUUGGUUGUGUCUCCCAGCUGUAACGAUGACAUCACCGUGAAAAAGGACCAGUGUUUAGUUCGAUCCUUUGCAGAUUCCAAAUUUUACUCCAUAGCAAGAAAAGACAUUAAAGAACUAGAUGUUCAAAACCUACCAAAACCCGAGUCCUCUCCUACAAAAGGGCUCCAGGAGGCAAGCACGUUUCUCAUCGCAAAGGUUGUUCCUCGGAUCUGGAAAAUGGACAUAAGCGAAAUUCUGGAGUCCUCGAGCAGCGAUGAGGAAGAUGGAGCUGCUGCAGAAACUGAUGAAGAGGAAGAAAAAAGAGAAGAGAAAACUGAAGAAGUAGUGCCUGAGGAAGAGCUUGAUCCUGAAGAGAGGGACAACUUCCUCCAACAGCUCUACAAGUUUAUGGAAGACAGAGGUACUCCUAUCAACAAACCACCUGUUCUGGGCUACAAGGACCUUAAUCUCUUCAAACUUUUCAGACUGGUGUAUCAGCAGGGUGGGUGCGACAACAUUGAGAGUGGUGCUGUAUGGAAGCAAAUUUAUAUGGACCUUGGCAUUCCUAUUUUGAACUCGGCUGCUUCCUACAAUGUAAAAACUGCUUAUAGAAAGUAUCUGUAUGGUUUUGAAGAGUACUGCCGUUCUGCAAACAUUCAGUUUAGGACCAUCCAUCACAAUGAACCAAAAGUGGUAGAAGACAUACAGAAACACGUGGAACCAAUGGAGGAAAGUGUAAAAGAGGAACAAAAAAUGCCCCCAACAGAAGUUAAAAAAGAAGCAGAAGAAAAUUAUUCCAGCAGUGAAAGUGAAAAAGAAGAAAUAGAAUUAAGAUCCCCAAGGGGACGAAGAAGGCUUGCCCGUGAUGCGACCCCUGCUAAAAAAGAGAGUGAAGAGGAUAAAACACAGGACAAAUUAAAAGACAGUAAUAAAGAAAACAAAGACAUAGAGGAAACACCUGAGAACGCAGAGAAGAAAGAAAACGAACCCUCACUAGGGAGAAAAAGUACACCAAAGCAAAAGGAGAAAAAAGUUAAAAAACAGGAGGAUUCUGAGAAAGAGUCAGAUGAAGAGGAAGAGAGGCAGAGGGAAAGGGAGGAAAUUGAGAACAAAGGCGAAUCAGAAGGUGAAGAGGAUGAGGAAGAUGCAGAACCCUGCCUGACUGGAACCAAAGUGAAAGUAAAAUAUGGACGUGGAAAGACUCAAAAAAUUUACGAAGCCAGUAUUAAAAGCACAGAAAUUGAUGAUGGAGAGGUUUUAUAUUUAGUUCAUUACUACGGUUGGAAUGUAAGAUAUGAUGAAUGGGUGAAAGCUGAUCGGAUCAUCUGGCCUGUGGACAAAGGAGGACCAAAGAGAAAACAGAAGAAAAAAUCAAAAAAUAAAGAAGACAAUGAAAAGGAUGAGAAGAAGGAUGAGGAGAAACAAAAAUCAAAGCGUGGGCGACCCCCUCUGAAGUCUACUCUUCCAUCCAACACAUCGUGCAGUUUAUCCAAAGCACCUACUAGCGAAGGUAAAUCAGGAGCCAGGAGUGCACGGAACACCUUGUCAGAUUCCUCACCAUUACCAAAUGGAACAGAAGACUCUGGCUCAUCUGACAGUGAAGCCGAUGAGUCAUCUGAAAAGAAUUUGAAUGAAGAAUUUUCUCCAGAAACUACAGAACUGGAAAAAAGUGAGAAACUCCAUGAUGAGAAGCUAGAUGAAGAAAACCCAAAGAUUCCUCAUGCAUUGAAAGAAAAUGACAGGACUCAAGUACAGCCAUUAGAAACACUGAAACUGGAAGUUGAAGAAAGCGAACAAAUUGUUCAGAUUUUUGGAAAUAAAACAGAACAAAUAGAAGAAAUCAAGAGAGAGGCUGAAAAAUCACCUAAAGGAAAAGUCAGAAGGAGCAAGACAAGAGAUCCUUCUUUAGAGAAUUCAAAGAUUUCACCAGGAAGCCAAGAAGAGGUGGGAAAUGAAUCUCUUACAGAGCCUGAAAGGUUAGAAAUGUCUUCCUUGGACUGUAAAGAAAUUUCCAGCACUACUGAAAGUGAAACAGAAGCUUCUACAAAAGAUAAGAAGCUUUUGAAAAGGAAAACUUUGGAACAGGCGUUGCCUGAGAAGAGAAAUCGAAGAGAGAGUGAGAUGGAAGUGCCAAAUAUCGUCUCUGAAGAGAGGACCAAUGAAUGUACUGGAGCAGAGGAAUGUAGAGGGCCGAAUGCCGAAGAGUCCCUCAGAACUGAACAUGAGGAAAUGCCGUCUCUGGUGGCAGAGUCAGUUCAGCACGGUCAAGAGCUGAGGAAUGAGGACUUGGAACGACCGUCUGAAGAAAAUGAGAGUGUUCCCUUAAAAGAUGAGGAUGAUGCCAUGCCUCAGAUUGGUCCUGAGACUUUGCUCUGCCAUGAAGUAGACUUGGAUGACUUGGAUGAAAAGGAGAGGAGCGGUAGUGAAGACACAAUACCAGAAAAGCCAGAACCUAGCGCUUCAAAUUCAAACCCGUCUGCCUUACCCCCUGCCGUCCAGUCGAGCUUCUCGGUGGCCUCGCCUCUUACUCUUAGCCAGGACGAAUCGCGCAGCGUCAAGAGCGAAAGCGAUAUGACCAUUGAAGUGGACAGCGUGGCGGAAGAGUCACAGGAAGGGCUCUGUGAAAGCGAGUCUGCUAAUGGCUUCGAAGCCAGUACUACAUCAAGCAAUUGCAGUAUAGCUGUGCAAGAGAGAGAGAGCGGAGAGAAAGGUCAAAAAAGGCCCAGUGAUAGCAAUAGUGGAACACUGGCAAAGAAACAGAAGCGUACUCCAAAGCGAACAAGUGCUGCAGCCAAAAAUGAGAAGAAUGGAACAGGACAAAGUAGUGACAGUGAAGACCUUCCUGUCCUGGACAGUUCAAGUAAAUGUACUCCUGUAAAACACAUGAACGCAUCCAAACCGCAGAAGAUUUCUCGAUCGCCUGCAAGAGUGAUUUCACCUCACAUCAAAGAUGGAGAGAAGGACAAACACAGAGAGAAACACCACCACCAGAACGCUUCGCCUAGAGUAUACAAAUGGAGUUUUCAGCUCAAUGAGCUAGACAACAUGAGCAGCACUGAAAGGAUCUCCUUCUUACAAGAAAAACUACAGGAAAUACGAAAAUACUACAUGUCCUUGAAGUCAGAAGUAGCAACCAUAGACAGGAGAAGAAAACGGUUGAAAAAGAAAGACAGAGAAGUGUCACACGCAGGAGCAUCCAUGUCAUCUGCUUCCUCGGACACUGGAAUGAGUCCAUCAUCAUCUUCUCCUCCACAGAACGUGCUUGCUGUGGAAUGCAGGUGAUACACGUUUCUCUGCCUUGCCAGCAACUUGCUGCCAUGGACAUAAAUCCUGAAAUUCAACCACAGAAAGCACUCAACUGGUUUGACAUUGCCAAGUAUAUUCUGUACACACUUCCACUGCUGGACUGUACCUGUUCCCCCCCAUCCCCUCUUCUUUGGUUUAAUUUACUGUUCAGAGAAAUUAAGCUCAUUGGUAACUGAAGGUUUGUAGGCACAAUGUGACACGCUUGUCAUUGUGUUUGUCUUUGGUUUUCUUUGUUUAUUUUGUUAACGCAGAGAAAGGGCACUUAUCAAAUUUGAAAAGUUUUGUCCAGUGAAGCAUUCAGGUGUUGUAGGGAGAUCUUAGAAAAAGCAAGUGCACCGAGCAGACACCAGAGUAUUAUCAGAAAGAAUUGAGUAACUGCUGCACUUUGAGCGAGCUGUCCAUUAACCCGUGGUGAGGAGUUCCUCUUUGUGGAAGCACUUGCUAUACAGAACUGCCAAAGUACGUGUUCAGCAGUGUGCCCAGUUCUAAAGGUGUAAAUGGGACAAAAUAAAUUGUGAAAGGAAGUGUAGUUGACUGAAAACUACAGUUGUAAUAAGUCUUCCACUUUUUAUAGGAUUUUUGAGCACACAAUUAUGCAAAUAUUUUAAUGUUUAUUAAUGUUUACAGUGGAAUUGUGAAUAGGUUUUCAGUGGACUAUCUUAUCCCUUGACAAAGAUAUUUUGUCUUUUUUCUAUGUAAUUUCAGAGUUUUUAUUUUGUUACAAAAAGACGAAAAAUGAAAUAUAUAACAACAGUGAAGUUAUUUAACAAGAUUUCUAAAGCUGAAAUUUUUGUGUAAAAUAAGGUAUCUUGCAACUUGUUAAAUAUAUUUAUUCAGACAUUGGAUGUUGUAUUUUUAUGUAUUUUUUAAAAUAUUAAUAAAAUUGGAAAAAAAAAAAAGAAAGAAAACAAUCUAGGUUAGUUCGCUCUUUGGAGAAAACACAGCUACAGUUACGGCUCUUCGGGAGGUUUGAUCCAGUCGCCACGCCUGUAUCGCAAUGGGUUGUGUGCGUGUCCUCCACAUCGGUCUGUAAGCGGGCAUCUGGAUGAAACCAUGACUUUAUUUGGAAACUUUGGCAGUCCUAGUACUUACGUUGGUUGGAGGAACAAAAUUUAUUGGGUUGCCCUUAAAGAUACUUUGUCACAAGUUCUUCUGUUUGCUGUACUGCCGAAUGAAUUUAUAUCUCCCAAAGUUGAGAUGCAACAAUAAAGUAAAGCAACUGUGUAUGCUUUGUCUGUGGAUUGUCCCACGGAUACAGUUUGUAAAUAACUCUUCCAAAUCCAUGUAUUUAAAGCAGUUUGCAUAUACAUUAUGUAUAAAAGUGAUUUUUUUAUCAAUUUUUUUAUUCAUGUUUGUACAUUGAAGGGGGUUCUUAACCCCCUCUUCUGUGUUUAAUAUGCUGUAGAGUAAUAACAUAGAUGCUCUAGACUGUAUAUCAGGAUACUCUGGUUCACACGGCAGAAAGUCAGAACGGAACACUAGUGAUGGCGUAGCAUUACUGAAAUCGAUGUUUCUUGAAAUUUCAUUUUACGACAUUUGUCAACUUGUGAUUCCAAUUCCUUCCAUUUUCGCAGAAAAUUAAAGAGAAAGUACUCUUGUAAGUGCACUUUUUCUGUCUUUUCUUAAGCAAAGCAGAGCUAUUUCAAUGUAAGAUAAAUAUGGAGCUCACUAGACAGCGUUAACAAAGGCCAUGUUUUAAACAUAGGCUCUAUAUUCUAUUCCUAUUUAAGUGAUUGUUCUUGUAAAUGUCUGGGCUUAACCUCAGUAGGAAAGUGAAUCUCCAUCCAUGGUUGUAAAUACUUUAUUCAGAGCUAACUUUUACUGUUAAUCUCACAAUAGCU
This is a messenger RNA of Mesitornis unicolor (brown roatelo), 5733 nucleotides long. RefSeq names its product AT rich interactive domain 4A (RBP1-like) (gene ARID4A). Gene Ontology annotation, biological process: regulation of transcription by RNA polymerase II. Gene Ontology annotation, cellular component: nucleus. The record is from RefSeq and is a predicted model, not a curated record. Gene Ontology annotation, molecular function: transcription cis-regulatory region binding. NCBI's taxonomy places the organism in Eukaryota, Metazoa, Chordata, Aves, Mesitornithiformes, Mesitornithidae. Bases 29 to 3868 code for a protein of 1279 amino acids. The transcript has 23 exons.